Aureobasidium namibiae CBS 147.97 is the source of this 1131-nucleotide messenger RNA. RefSeq lists its product as uncharacterized. Lineage: Eukaryota; Fungi; Ascomycota; Dothideomycetes; Dothideales; Saccotheciaceae. The record is from RefSeq and is a predicted model, not a curated record. Bases 1 to 1131 code for a protein of 376 amino acids. The transcript is spliced from 2 exons.
AUGGGAAAAUUUAGUUUGCGCCCUUCGAUGGGUUCUCGUCCCCAGUCGGCGGUGUUCGAAAAGUCGAGUCGUCCUUCAUCAGGAGUCUUCUCAUCUUCUUCGCGACCCAACUCGAGUGUCUUUGAUGGUGCUGAGAUCCCGAGAUCUGUCGCAUCUGACACGAGCAGCCGUGACAUUGCUGAGCUCGCUCAAGAUCUCAAGGCACUCGCAGACCAAGCCGAGCAGCACAAACAGCAUAAUCUCGACAACUUCGUCCAGAUCCUCAGCCAUCUUAACGGCCUCCCUGGCAUGCUCGAACACGUCGGACAGAUGCCCAAUGUAGUCGCCUUGAACCAAACCAUUGGUCAACAAUCGCAACAGAUCGCCGACCUUGAAGCCCGCCUGGCAGCGUCGGAAGCCGCUCACAAAGAAGAGGCCUCAGCCCACAUAAGCACAAGAGAACAAGUCACACAGCUCAAAGCGACCUCGGACUCCAAGGAUGAGCGCAUCUCGCACCUCAAAUCUCUCCUGACCAACAUCGACCAGGAUGUCAAGGACGCACGCGGCGCGCUUGAGACCAAGGAUCUCGAGAUCGCGAAUCUGAAGACAGAGCUCUCCAAACUGAACUCGCUUGUCGCCUUCCAGGACCAGGAACACGCUGCUCUCAGUGACUCCAUCACGUCCAAGGAAGAUGAGAUCAAGCAGCUGCACGAAGGUCUUGCUGGCAACGAUGCUGAGCUCGCACACACAAAGACAGUCCUGGCUCAACUGGAUGCACAGAUAGAGUCUAAGAACCAAGAGCUGCACUCUCUGCGCACCGCCAACGAGCUGACAUUCCGCCAAUUGCUCGAGUCGCAGACAGCAAGCAUGGAACACCUCUUCCAACAGCAAACACACACCACCGCCGCUCUGACUCAGCAAAUCGUGGAGCUGAAGCAACAGAUCCGUCUGCAACAGCACCUUGAUGGCCCAUUGUCACCUCCUAUCUCCAACCCCGUCAGCCCUGCUGUUUCGGCAGCAAGCGCAAGUUGGGGCAUGCCUGGCUUCGGCAUGUUUGCUGGCAAAAAGGCCAAGCUGCACAAGCGUUCUCAAAGUCAGAUUGUCAUAAAGGCUCCUCACAAGUUCGAUGUGCCUGUGCCCACCAUGCUUUGA